CUGUAUGUCUCUGGCCGGCAGACGGACGAGAACGAGGAGCUGCGGAGGGCCCAUGAGAAACGCCACGAGCGCCUGCGUCUCGUCCAGACCAACUACCGGACGGUCAAAGACCAGCUCCGAGAGGUGGAGGACGCACAGGGCCGGCCCAGGGCCCAGCAGCGGGCAGAGCCGUGGCAGCUCCGCCAGGAGAACAGCGAUGCGGUGUGGAACGAGCUGGCCUACUUCAAACACCUCAACAAGAAGCUCACUACACACAAGACUAACCUAGAGGAGGAGCUGGAUGUGUUGCGUGUCCAGGCUGCUAUGGACCGGGCCACUGUACAGGAGCUGAGGCUGUGUCUUCAGAACGAACAACAAGAGCUUCUUCACAAAGUGGCCACUGAUCCGGAGGUCAAGAACAGCACUCCCAAAAAGCCCUCUGCCGAGAGAGUGGAGCAGUCGCUGAAGAAGAUAGAACAGUUGGAGAGGAGGACGGUGUCCAUGGAGCAGGAGACUGAGAGGCUGAGGGAGGACAACCAGCACCUCCAGGAGGCCAACACAGCUCUAACCCAGGAUAAGGAGCACCUCCAGGGCUCCCUGGCCCGCCUACGCAGCCAGGGGGCUGCUCGCGAUGAGGCGGCCCAUGCCCAGGCACUCGCCCAGGGGGAGAGACACCGCACAGAGGCCCUGGCCCUGGAGACCCAGCUGGAGGGGGCCAGGAGGGAAGCCGGACGCACCCGGCAGCAGCUGCUCCGGCUCAGGCAGGAGCUGGGCAUCCUGAGGGCGGCCCGGGACUUCAACAGGAGGCAGAGAGGACCCAAGGCUAACAUGCUAACAGGGCUGGCCGCAGCAGCCACAGCAGGGGGAGGAAUAAGUGGAGGGGCAUUAGCAAACAACAAGGUCAAAUUCAAAACAGGCAUGCGGCCCAGAGGCCCGGCGCGGCUGCACCGCCACCGAGCGGUUGGCCCCAAUCAAGCCAUCGGAGGAGGAGGCCGCAGCCCUGCUAGGGACGACUGGGAGGACAUAAGCGAGGACAGUGGAGAGGAGUACUCUGACAGCCUGGACAGUCACCCAAUCAAGUCACACAGGUACGCAGCCGCCUCAGAACAGCCAGCGGAAGCAUUCUCCAGAACGCAGCCCGAUGUUCCGAACCAAGGAUAUAAACAGAGGGAGCCGGGGGAGGAAGGAGGGAAGAGACGGAGUGAGAGAAAGAGGAGGAAGGCCCAAAGGUGCGGCUGCUGUGCCCCCGCCUCACUGCGCGGGCGCGUUCUGGCGCUCCAGCGCCAUCUCGCCGUUCUACAGACCGCCCGGUGUGAUGCCCAGCGCUCCUCCCAGGAGCUGCGAGACGCCAACGAGAAGAUCACGUCGCAGCUCGCCCAGAGACUGAACGUCAGCAAGCAGUUAUCACAGAAGCUGACCUCUGACCUGGCGGGUGUAGAGCAGCAGAAGAAGGUGCUGGAGAUGGAGCUGGAGCAGUGGAGGCAGAUCCACAGGACCAACACCCCCCAGCAGCUCCCCUCUACCGCCUCCCAGCCCCUGGAGACCCCCAGCCCUCCUGUCCUUAAAGCCCUGGAGGCAGAGGUCAAACAUCUCCACACUAAACUGAAGAGCUCCAAGGCAGAGGUGAUGAGCCACACGUCGGCUAACAAAGCCCUGCGAGCCCAGCUGCUGGAGAGAGAGGAGAAGCUCAGAGAACUGCAGGAGAAGGUGAUCCACACAGAGAGAGACGUGCACAUGAAGAGGCAGCUGGUGGAGAAUGUGAAGACCAGGAUGAAGUUCCUCCUGGAGACUGAGAAGACGCACAGAGGGCUGGUGGAGGAGCUGGAGAAGAAAGUGAAGACCUUGACAGAGGAGGCCACUAACAGGAAGGCCUUUAUAGACUCUCUGAAGAGGAGGCUGAGUGUAGCCACUAAAGAGAAGAGUCAGUAUGAGACGACCUGUCAGGAUCUCAAGGAGGGCCUGGACAAGAAGGAGCAGUGUGUGGAGGCCCUGCAGGCCCGUGUGAGGGCCAGUGAGCGGGCCCAGGCUGAGCUGGAGCAGACAGCAUCCCGUCAGAUGGAGGGUCUGGCCCAGCAGAGCACCGUGGCCCUGGAGGCCCUGCACAGACGACUGGGCCUGGCCCACACACAGCUGGAGCAGCUACAAGCCUUCACUAAGGCUCUGGCAAGCGAAACUCUCCGCGAGGUGCAGGACGCCAAAUCGCAGCUGAGGAAGAACAGGAAGAUGGCGGAGAAGAAGAAGGCAGUAGGUGCCGGAGGGCUGUCCAAGCAGUCCAUGGUCAAGGCCCAGUCCAUUGCUGCGUCCAUCCUCAACAUGACCGAGAUGGACCUGGCUGAAAUGCUGGACACCGAUGAGGAGGAGGAUGAUGUGGCAGCAGACAGCAGGAGAGACCAGGAGUGGCUGGACCAAGUCAUGAAGAUCCUCCAACAACAGAUCCCCUCUGCUGCUCUCCUAAUGGAGGUGCUGUGUGUGAAGAUGAAGGAGAGGAAAGUGCUGACAGAAGCGCUGGCCGCGCUCACAACACCAGUCAGCGAAAUCGCCUGACUCCCACUCCGGGGCUGAGGGCUGCGGCUGGGAAAAACUGUCAUCCUCUCACUCUCCUCCUCCUCUUCUCUCUCCAUCCCUCCUUCGUGCCCAGGCCUUUCUUUCUCAGCGGGGGCUGAGUUGGCCAAGUCGACCUGAAGUUGCUCUGUGUGUGUGUGUGUGUAUGUGCGUGAUCGCGCACGUGUAUGAAGUUGCCUCCACGCCGCGCUUCCAGAACCAAUAUUUACGAGAAAAGCGCUGUCGACUCACUCCGAGCCACUCGCUCACGCAGCGGUCUAGUGCCGUGCCGGGGCCCAAGCCUUUGUAAAUGAGCCCCCAACAUCUGCGUUAGUGGUUAGCCCGCUCCAUCUGCGAGACAGGGCCCUUUAGCGUCAGGCUAAUUUACAGUACAGAGACAAACGCUCACUCUCUUUCUCUCCCUACUCCAAACGCCAUCCUGAGGUGAUGAUAACAUUAUGCUUACGUUUUUACUUCAAGUUAGACAUGAUUUGUUAUUUUGAUAUUUUCAGUAAUUUAUUGUGGAUCUCAAGGACCCCCCAGGGUGUUCGGAGUGGGACCUGACCCAACAGUGCAGACUCAACGAAAGAAAAAGUAUCCUCUUAAAGUAAGAAGCAGACAUACUCUCUCUCCUCUUAGGAUAUACUGGACUCAAACACAUGCAUUCCAUGUCCCAUUUGGACCGGUUGGAUUCCAUUGUUCCAUUCACGUUUCAGUGACCAAAUGCUCUUAACGUGAAUGAUAGCAUAAAAUAUACAUUUUGUGUGUUUUGUUUGUUAUGUCUAGGUAUAUUCUGAAAUGUAUUUUAUUUCAGGAUACUACUAGACAUUUGUGUGUUCACUUCAUACGGUAUUUUGCAAUAGGUAAUUAUGUUAUAUUGUUAAUUGAUUGAAACUGAAUUGAAAUAAAAGUGUGUUGCCAAUUGUUUUAUUUUUACA
Oncorhynchus tshawytscha (Chinook salmon) is the source of this 3458-nucleotide messenger RNA. RefSeq names its product centlein, centrosomal protein (gene cntln). NCBI's taxonomy places the organism in Eukaryota, Metazoa, Chordata, Actinopteri, Salmoniformes, Salmonidae. Gene Ontology annotation, biological process: protein localization to organelle; centriole-centriole cohesion. The coding region runs from base 304 to 2523 and encodes 739 amino acids. The transcript is spliced from 16 exons. Gene Ontology annotation, cellular component: centrosome; centriole. The record is from RefSeq and is a predicted model, not a curated record.